Aspergillus brunneoviolaceus CBS 621.78 is the source of this 1497-nucleotide messenger RNA. Its product is annotated as FMN-dependent alpha-hydroxy acid dehydrogenase. The transcript is spliced from 4 exons. Bases 1 to 1497 code for a protein of 498 amino acids. Gene Ontology annotation, molecular function: oxidoreductase activity; heme binding. NCBI's taxonomy places the organism in Eukaryota, Fungi, Ascomycota, Eurotiomycetes, Eurotiales, Aspergillaceae. The record is from RefSeq and is a predicted model, not a curated record.
AUGGCGGUCAAGAAGCUCUUGUCUACAGAGCAGAUCUCUCAGCACAGUUCACCCGAUGACUGCUGGAUUGUUGUGGACAAUCAAGUAUGGGACAUGACAGAUUUCUUAGAAGAGCAUCCAGGAGGCCCAACAGAUGACCGUUCCAACUCUACAGUUAUCCUGAAGCACGCGGGUCAUGAUGCUACCAAAGCAUACUCAGAGGUGCAUGCCUCGAAUUUAAUCAAGACGAAGCUGUCAGCAGAGAGGCAUAUGGGUGUUCUAGAUGAGGCCACGAUUAACGAUGAAUGGCUGAAGCCACCACCUACUGCAAGCCCGCAGAUGGUUCCUCAAAAUGAAAAGCCACCGUUGCACACCUUGAUCAACUCCCAUGAUUUCGAAGUGGUGGCAUCUUCAACGGCCAGCAAAAAGACCUGGGCGUUCUAUUCCAGCGCCUCGACUGACCUGAUAACGCGAAACGCCAACAAAUCGUGCUUUGACCGCAUCUGGCUUCGGCCACGAGUACUGAGGAAUGUGCGGUCUGUCAACACGAGAACCAAGUUCCUUGGACUUGAGACGAGCCUCCCACUAUUUGUUAGUCCGGCGGCCAUGGCCAAGCUCAUUCACCCAGACGGAGAGCUUGCCAUUGCGAGGGCCUGCGAGAGCAAAAAGGUCUUUCAGGGAGUGUCUAACAACUCAUCGUAUACUCUCGAGGAGAUUCAAGAGGCUGCGCCAUCAGCGCCCCUUUUCUUCCAACUAUACGUUAACCGCGACCGGGAGAAGUCAGCUUCGCUUCUCCAUCAAUGCUCCGCCAAUCCGAACGUCAAGGGCAUCUUUGUGACCGUCGACGCUGCCUGGCCCGGUAAAAGGGAGGCGGAUGAGCGUGUCAAGGCGGACGAGGAUCUAACCGUUCCCAUGGCACCUUCGAAAGCGAAGAAUGACAAGAAGGGCGGCGGUCUCGGUCGUGUCAUGGCCGGUUUCAUUGAUCCAGGUCUGACGUGGGAGGACUUGGCAUGGGUGCGGCAGCACACUCACCUGCCCGUGUGUCUGAAAGGCGUCAUGUCUGCCGAUGAUGCUAUUCUGGCCAUGGAGGCCGGCCUUGAUGGGAUUCUUCUGAGCAAUCACGGAGGCCGGAACUUGGACACCAGCCCACCGUCCAUCAUUACUCUACUCGAACUCCACAAGCGGUGUCCGGAGAUCUUCGACAAGAUGGAAAUCUACGUUGACAGUGGCAUUCGUCGCGGAACGGAUAUUCUCAAGGCGAUCUGUCUGGGAGCAAUUGCCGUGGGCAUGGGGCGGAGCAUGCUCUUCGCCGCUAAUUAUGGCCAGGACGGCGUUGAGCAUUUGAUUGAUAUCAUGAAGGAUGAGCUCGAGACAGCAAUGCGCAACGUUGGAAUUACUAGCCUGGAUGAAGCAGGCCCACAUCUCGUCAACACAGCAGACAUCGACCAUCUCGUCCCCAAUUCUGCCUCCCACCCGUAUGCACGUAAAGUUGCAAAAGGGCGACGCUCGAGACUAUGA